UGGAAGCGCGGAGCUUGGGUCCUGUGCGCGCGAGCGACGCGCGAUGACCACGUGGAGCCUCCGGCGGAGGCCAAGCCGCACAUUCGGACUCCUACUGCUGGUCAUCUUGAGCUUUCUGGUGCUCCGCAGGUUGGACUGGAGCACUCUCAUUCCUCCAUGGCUCCGGCAUCGGCAGUUGGGGCUGCAGGCCAAAGGGCAGAACUUCAUGCUGGAGGACUCCACUUUCUGGAUCUUCGGGGGCUCCAUACACUAUUUCCGUGUACCUAAGGAAUACUGGAGGGACCGCCUGCUUAAGAUGAGAGCCUGUGGCUUGAAUACUGUCACCACUUAUGUCCCCUGGAACCUCCAUGAGCCAGAAAGAGGCAAAUUUGACUUCUCUGGGAACCUGGACUUGGAGGCUUUUAUCCUGAUGGCUGCAGAGGUUGGGCUGUGGGUGAUUCUUCGACCAGGCCCCUACAUCUGCAGUGAGAUCGACCUCGGGGGCUUGCCCAGCUGGCUACUCCAAGAUCCUAGCAUGAAGCUGAGAACAACUUACAGGGGUUUCACCGAAGCAGUAGACCUCUACUUUGAUCACCUCAUGUCCAGGGUAGUCCCACUCCAGUACAAGCGUGGAGGACCCAUCAUUGCGGUGCAAGUGGAGAAUGAAUAUGGUUCCUAUAACCAAGACCCUGCCUACAUGCCUUACAUCAAGAAGGCCUUGGAGAACCGUGGUAUCAUAGAGCUGCUCUUCACGUCAGACAACAAGGACGGCCUGAUGAAGGGAGUGGUCCAGGGAGUGCUGGCCACCAUCAACUUACAGUCACAAAACGAGCUACAGUUACUAACAACCUUUCUCUUAAGCGUGCAGGGGAUUCAGCCCAAAAUGGUGACCGAGUACUGGACGGGAUGGUUCGACUCAUGGGGAGGCCCGCACAAUAUCCUGGACUCCUCCGAGGUUUUAGAGACAGUGUCUGCCAUUAUCGAUGCCGGCUCCUCCAUCAACCUCUACAUGUUCCACGGAGGCACCAAUUUUGGCUUUAUCAAUGGAGCCAUGCAUUUUCAUGAAUAUAAGUCUGACGUCACCAGCUAUGACUAUGAUGCUGUGUUAACAGAGGCCGGAGAUUACACUGCAAAGUACUCCAAGCUUCGAGACUUCUUUGGCUCCUUCUCAGGUGCCCCUCUGCCUCCUCCACCAGAACUUCUUCCCAAGAUGUCCUAUGAGCCAGUGAUGCCCUCUUUCUACUUGUCCCUGUGGGAUGCCCUUAAAUACAUGGGGGAGCCAAUCAAGUCUGAAAACCCGAUCAACAUGGAGAACCUGCCAGUAAAUGAUGGGAAUGGACAGGCCUUUGGGUACAUUCUGUAUGAGACCACCAUCACCUCACCUGGUGUCCUCAGCGGUGUUGCGUAUGAUCGGGGGCAGGUAUUUGUGAACACUGUGUCUGUUGGAUUCUUGGACUAUAAAACGAAGAAGAUUUUUAUCCCCUUGGUUCAGGGUUACACCGUGCUGAGGAUCUUGGUGGAGAAUCGUGGGCGAGUCAACUAUGGGAGCAAUAUUGAUGAUCAGCGCAAAGGCUUACUUGGAAAUCUCUAUCUGAACGAUUCUCCCCUGAAGAAUUUCAGAAUCUACAGCCUGGAUAUGAAAAAGGACUUCUUUCAGAGGUUGGACAUCAACAAAUGGGACACUCUCCCACAAACUCCUACCUACCCCGCGUUCUUCUUAGGUGGCUUGUCGGUUGGCCUUUCCCCUUCUGACACGUUCCUGAAGAUGGAGGGCUGGGAGAAGGGGGUUGUAUUCAUUAAUGGCCAAAACCUUGGACGUUACUGGAACAUCGGACCCCAGGAAACCCUCUACCUCCCAGGUGUCUGGCUGAGCAAAGGAAUCAACCAGGUCAUCAUUUUUGAGGAGAUGAAGGCAGGACCUGUGGUCCAGUCUACUGACACCCCCAACCUGGGCAGGAACCAGUAUGUUCACUGAGUGGAAGUCUCCGGUCCCUCUUUCCCUGCACUACGGGAGAGCCUCUUUAAAUAACCACCUCAGGGAGCCAAGCCAAGCCAGCCCCCCCCACCUGGGUGACCGAAGAGAAAGGUGG
Molecule: messenger RNA, 2069 nt
Organism: Perognathus longimembris pacificus (Pacific pocket mouse)
Lineage: Eukaryota; Metazoa; Chordata; Mammalia; Rodentia; Heteromyidae
Gene: Glb1l2
Product: galactosidase beta 1 like 2
Exons: 19
Coding region: 44-1954 (636 amino acids)
Biological process (GO): carbohydrate metabolic process
Cellular component (GO): vacuole
Molecular function (GO): beta-galactosidase activity
Source: RefSeq, a predicted model, not a curated record